ACGUCACGGGGCGCCAGCCAAUCAGGAGCCGCCUCGCCACAAGCCUCCCCGCGCCUGAAGACACCCGGCGCUCGUCUUAUUUUCCUCGUUUUUUCCAUCUCCCAGUGAUCGCCGGGUACACAGCGGCCGCAGCAGAGGUCACAGGGCACCCAGGAUGGCGGAAACACAGUACAAUUACAGUGGCGGGUACGCCAGUGGGGGCAGCAGCGGCGGUGGCAGCAGCGGCACCGGAACAGGGAGCUACGGGGGGUACAGCAACACCUCCGGAGCUGCCCCACCCCCCGCCUCCUCCUACACCCAGCCCCAGUACGGCGGCUACUCUGCCCCACCCCCGCAAGGCUACUCCCAGAGCCAGGCCCCUUAUGCCGCCCCACCCACCUACGGAGCCCCGCCGCCCCAAGGUGGGCCAGGCAGCUCAUACAGUGGCUAUGGGAUGCAGCAGCAGAGUCAGCCUCCAGUGCAGCCUCCAGCAGCAAGCAGUGGGGGCUACAACAGCUAUGGUGGAGGACAGUCUCAGGGCUAUGAGCAACAGAACAGUAGCUACCAGUCGGGCAGUUAUGGCCAGCCCCCCUCCAGUACUUAUGGGGCCCAGCAUGCCAGUAGCUAUGGCAGCCAGCCCAGUACUAACUAUUCAAACGUCCAGCCCCAGGGGAGCUAUGGCGGCCCCCCGCCGCCCCAAGGAAGCUAUGGCGGCCCUCCCUCAGGGGGGAGCUAUGGGGGGCCACAGGGCCCCAACUAUGGGGCGCCCCCACCCUCCAAUGGAAGUUAUGGUGGGCAAAGUGGUGGAUUCAACAAGGACAGCGGCGGGAGCUACUCCAGCCGCUCCUACGAUGGGGAUAGUCGUGGCAGCGGCUCCAGCGACCGCUUCAGGGGCGAGUCCGCUGACCUGGUGAUGCAGGAGGACACGAUCUUUGUCUCUGGCAUGCCCACCAACGCCUCUGAGGACGACAUCAAGGAACACUUUGGCUCCAUCGGUGUCAUCAAGAUGGAUAAGAGGACCCAGCGCCCCAAGAUCUGGAUGUACAAGGACAAGGCCACCGGACGCAUGAAGGGCGAAUGCACUGUGACCUUUGAUGACCCCUACACUGCCAAGUCUGCCAUCUCCUGGUUUGACGGCAAGCUCUUCAUGGGGCGUACUGUCAAGGUAGGGGACAGAAAUAUGGUCCAGCUUGCAGAGAGGCCCAAGAGUAGUUAUGAGCGAGGGCGUGGUGGCUACGGCGGCGGCGGUGAGGAGCGUGGGGGCGGCCGUGGGCGAGGGGGUGGCGGCGGUGGCGGCGGCGGUGGCGACAGAGGGUUUGAGAGGCGCGGGGGUGGACCUCCUCGUGGGGGCGACCGUGACAGCCGUGAUGGGCCGCCCAGUGGAGGCCGAGGCCGUGCAGGAGACUGGCGGUGUCCCGUCCCAAGCUGCGGCAACAACAACUUUGCCUGGCGCUACAGCUGCAACCGCUGCAACGAACCCAAGCCAGCCAGUGCUGAUGACGAUGCUAAUGGCGGUGGCGGCGGCGGUGGUGGUGGUGGUGGUGGUGGUUUCCGUGGCGGGUUCCGUGGGCGAGGGGACCGCGGGGGCUUCCGGGGCCGCGGUGGGGACCGUGGCGGCCGUGGGGGCAUGAGGGGCCGGGGAGGCUAUGGCGACCGUGACGGCGACCGCGACUCUGGCGGACCCAUGAAGGGUGACCGCGGGCCAGGCAGAUCAAGGCCUUACUAGACCAGCCCAGUGUCCGCCCCAAGCCCGUAUGUGUGUACGCACGUGUGUGGUGGUGUCGGUUGUCUUACGCUAAGUCUAAGCCUACCCAAGGACGUUCUUUGCAUACUGAGGAGUACUGGAGGAGGUGAAAAUUUGUCGGUUUCUCUGUAUUAUUAUCCAGUGUUGUUGCAUCUCGGGGUAAGAGG
Molecule: messenger RNA, 1890 nt
Organism: Eriocheir sinensis (Chinese mitten crab)
Lineage: Eukaryota; Metazoa; Arthropoda; Malacostraca; Decapoda; Varunidae
Product: RNA-binding protein cabeza-like
Exons: 9
Coding region: 155-1705 (516 amino acids)
Biological process (GO): regulation of DNA-templated transcription
Cellular component (GO): nucleus
Molecular function (GO): RNA binding; transcription coregulator activity
Source: RefSeq, a predicted model, not a curated record